This is a messenger RNA of Tetrahymena thermophila SB210, 591 nucleotides long. Its product is annotated as tetratricopeptide repeat protein. The transcript has a single exon. The record is from RefSeq and is a predicted model, not a curated record. Gene Ontology annotation, molecular function: protein binding. Lineage: Eukaryota; Ciliophora; Oligohymenophorea; Hymenostomatida; Tetrahymenidae.
AUGAGAAAACUAACUUAGUUAUUUAAAAAUGGCUAUAUUCCCAAAAAAUGUUUUAUGCCUCAUUCACUGUCUAUAAAUUAAAGGUAUUUCUUUUCACGAUUACUUAAUUAUAUAGAUUCUCUUACUCAGACUUUUGCUAAAAAUUAAAUAAUCUCUUAAGAAGUAAGAGGAUUAUCUGAUCUUAAUAUGGCACCUAGAAAUUUAGAGCUAUCAAAAUAAAAAUAAGAGAAAGUUAAAUAAAUGUGUUUGAACAAUUAAUAAUAAUAAUAUCCUAAAACAGUUGACUCUUGUUUAAUUAAUGGAACUAUUUUUUAGAAAAUAAAAAUGAUAGAAGAUGCCAAAAAUUGUUAUUUAGAUGCUAUAAAAAUUGAUCCAAAACUCACUCUAGCUUAUUAACAUUUAGCAGAUAUUUAUGAAGAUACUAAGAAUUUUUAAGAAACUGAAAAGUAUUUGUUGAAAGCAUUAGAAAUUACCCCAGAUGAUAUAUAUUUAAAUUACAGAUUAGGAUUUCUUUACUAAAAAAUGGGUAACUUGAAAAGUCAAAGACAUUCUUUAUUAAGAGUGAAGAUUAAUAAAAAGCGUUAAAAGUGA